UAAGCCUAAAACCUAAAUCCCAAAAUCCUAAUCGGUAUAUCAAAUAAUUCAUCGCCAAUGCGACUCACCUAAGCUGAAGUCAGCAACUCAGCCCUCGCCACUCACCAGUCAGUCGCCCGGAGUCCGCCGGACUCACCCAUCGCCACCGCACGCCGGCGGCAGAUCAUACCUUUGAACAGGCAGGCAAGGGCGUAAGGCAGCAGUGCUGUACGCUGUUCUCUUACGAUUCUGUUGUCAAUUUCACAGCCUAAAAUAAUGGCCUAUGCACAAAUCGGCAGAAAUGCCGUCCGCCGCCAACUGAAGACUGCGUCUGAUGGAGUGCUCCACCACCCACUCUUCUACGCCGUUCAAGGCGUCCGCUACAGAAAAGUGGAAGUCAUUCUCACCAGUAGCAUUGGCAAGCUUGGAAAGGUCGGCGAUACUGUGAAGGUUGCACCGGGUUUCUUUCGGAACCAUCUGAUGCCAAAGUUGCUUGCUGUCCCUAACAUUGAUAAGUAUCGGCAUCUCCUCGAAGAUCAGCGCAAGAUUUACCAACCAAAAGAAGAUGAAGAGGUUAAAGUGGUUCCACAGACCAAGGAAGAUAGGAUGAAAGAAUACCAGGCAGCAGCCAAUCGCCUUGAUAGAACUAAAGUGGUUGUCAGAAAAUUCAUCAAGGUUGACAAUGAGAUACGAGAACCUGUAACAAAAGAAGAAAUUGUAGAUGAGGUUGCAAGACAGCUUUCUGUGAGCAUUGAACCUGAGAAUUUGCACUUACCUUCUCCUCUAUCCUCUCUGGGUGAAUUUGAAGUGCCACUUCGCCUACCAAGGUCCAUCCCUUUGCCCGAUGGAAAGGUGCAAUGGGCUCUCAAAAUAAAAAUUCGGAGAAAAUAAAUAGGAGCAGUAACUCAAAAACACUUUUGCUACGAGAGGAGAGCUUGUUUUUUAGCCGGGAAUGCAAAAAUAGUUGUAGACGAAGGGCUAAACGAUCAUUCCUAAAGAGUCUCCUGAAUCUUAAUAAUGAUAAUUUGAUGUAAUGGUGCAAGUACUGCUGGCAUAAUAUUUUGUAAUCUUGGCUAGGAAAGGAUUUGAUUAUGAUCUCCUAUUCUUAUUCUGCAUUCAUUUUCAGUGGCAA
Molecule: messenger RNA, 1111 nt
Organism: Ipomoea nil (Japanese morning glory)
Lineage: Eukaryota; Viridiplantae; Streptophyta; Magnoliopsida; Solanales; Convolvulaceae
Product: 50S ribosomal protein L9
Exons: 5
Coding region: 256-870 (204 amino acids)
Biological process (GO): translation
Cellular component (GO): mitochondrion; ribosome
Molecular function (GO): structural constituent of ribosome
Source: RefSeq, a predicted model, not a curated record